AUGGAAGCAGCCCUAUACUCUUGUGAGGAUAGUUGCAUUGAGUUACUUCCGGGUGGCGGAUUGUCUGAUCUGGAAUAUGUAGGCAACCUUAUGCUACUAAGUGAAGUUCCAGAGAACACCACUCAUGCGAUCGACAUCGUGUCUCCCAACAGAAAUCUCUAUCAAGACCCCCUAAUCACUCUGCCAUCGGGUGUCCCAUCGCCAGUCUCCACCUCCAUUUCGUCUAACGGUACCACUUGCAGUAAUUCGUCGCUGUUCUCCUCAUCCAUCGUGUGUUGUACUGUUCCAACGCUAGCGAUGACCACACAAGUGACCCCAGCCCUUCCCACAGUACUCUCCUCGCUUCAAUCUCGAAUAUUGGCUGUGCAAAAUAAAGCUAACAUUGUAGAUCUUGAUUCGUCCACAUUAUCCCCGAAACCCUCGGAAGAUGUUAGUUCGUCAUCCAUUCGGAUGCAUGGAAACACGGACGGGAACAAUCAAACAAUCAGACGUGCAUCGAGCGCCGGAAUAGUUCUAACCACUGGACCUGAAACGCUACUUCCCGGGACAUUGGCACUCGCUUCCAGGUAG
Messenger RNA from Echinostoma caproni, 570 nucleotides. NCBI's taxonomy places the organism in Eukaryota, Metazoa, Platyhelminthes, Trematoda, Plagiorchiida, Echinostomatidae. The record is from the annotation of a GenBank genome assembly.